Messenger RNA from Sebastes umbrosus (honeycomb rockfish), 2951 nucleotides. RefSeq names its product dishevelled-binding antagonist of beta-catenin 2 (gene dact2). The record is from RefSeq and is a predicted model, not a curated record. Lineage: Eukaryota; Metazoa; Chordata; Actinopteri; Perciformes; Sebastidae. The transcript has 4 exons. Gene Ontology annotation, cellular component: cytoplasm. Gene Ontology annotation, biological process: negative regulation of nodal signaling pathway. The coding region runs from base 1 to 2556 and encodes 851 amino acids.
AUGCUGAGCAGAAAGGGGUCUUGUGCGGGGAUGCUGAGCUCUGCAGCCGGACUGGACCGCAGCAGGGUCGGGGAGAGGCUGCAGGCGGCUCUGGCCGGGCUGCAGGAGCUGCAUCUGCUGAAGGACAGACAGGGCGACAUGGUGAGCUGGGCGCUGAGGAUGGACCGAGAGGAGCCGGUCUCUGCUGUGCACGCUGGCCCAGACAGUCCCAGGAUGAUGGGGGCUGAGGAGCAGCGUCUGGAGGCCACCCUGACGACCCUCAAGCAACAGCUGUCUCGUCUUCGGAAACAGGAUGUAGGUUUGAAGACUCACUUGCAGCAGCUGGACCAACAGAUCAGUGAGCUGAAGCUGGAUGUGAGCAAGGCCUCCACCGAGCAGCUGGAGAGUGACAGCAGGCCAAGUUCAGGUUUCUAUGAGCUCAGCGAUGGCGGCUCGUUGUCCAACUCCUGCACCUCUGUGUACAGCGAGUGUCUGUCAUCCUCCCAGACGAGCCUUCUCCUCCUUCCCAUUAGCCCUGCUAAUUCCCACAUCUGCCCGCCAACACCGGUAGAUGUAUGCCGCCGGCGUUCUGCUGAUGAGUGCACUACUCAGCCCAUCCCUCCGCGGGCCACAGGCUUCCAUCUGGGCAGCAGCAGGAUCCGAGCUAGCUCCGAAAAGGCUCGACCGAGACCUGUGUCGACAGGUGAUCUUGAUAGGAUGAUGGCUCAAGGACCAAGCUACUACAACUCUGUGGAUGCAAAGAAGCCUCCAAUGUGCUCAAACCUGAAGACCUCCACAGUCGACCCCAAGUUCCACAGCAACCUGGUGUCCCGCAGUGGGACAGAGGUGUACCACUACCCCAGCCCCCUGCAUGCUGUGGCUCUCCAGAGCCCAAUCUUUUCCCAUGGGGGCGACCCAGUCACACCUGGACUUCUAGAGGGCCAAGGACCCCAAGUGAACGGUUCUGACACCCUCCAGAGGGCACAAAUGGGUUAUGAGCCCAAGACCCUGGGUUACAUUGAUAAGCUCCUCCUGCGCAGUUUGAGCAAAAUCCAGAGUGAAAUGAGCACAGAGACUCUGCAGGCCCACAGUGACUAUCACAGGAGGCCCACUGAAGUUUUAACUGUGUUUCCUGAAGUUUCUCAGAAAAACGUGCCUGUGCUGCAGCCUCUUCCAACCCAGACCACAAACAUCUCCCCGCUAGAUAGCGACCAGAAGAGGCACUGCAUGACAUUCUCCAGUCAAGAGGCAGCUGAUAACACAAACCACAAUCAGUCAGUGAGAGCCCCGGAGGUUUCACACCGAUACUCCUAUCCUGCUGUCACGAGGGAGUACAGCUCUGAUGAGGUCACCACUUUAUCUAUGAGGAAGAAUGAUAAACCCCAAGGAGAAUAUGCCAGCGUAGCAAGAAUCAGUUCAGAGAAUAGAUGCAGGGAUCAUCCAGAGUCAAUGCCACAAGAGAGAAAGGGCUAUAGGCAAAGAUCGGUGAUGGCCCACAGCUCCAGCACAGAGGAGAGUCAAGGCUUUGAGGUUCACGCUGGUUACACAGCUUCCCCUGAGUUUGUCCAUGCCAAAUUUGUCCCUGCUGGAUCUCAGAGGGUCAAGGUGAGACAGGCAGACCGUAAAACCAAAGCCGUGAAACUGAGAAGAAAAAGCGGUGAGAAGCCGCGAACAACGAGGCAGCCACAUGGCUACUCCUCGGGUGAAAGGACCAGAGAGGCCAGUGGUGGAGCCAAGGGGGAGCAGAGGAGAUCAGGAAAAGGAAAAGUGACCCAGAAAACUACCAACUGUCACACAGAGGAGCGCAGACAGGGCUCAGGCUCAGACUCCAGCCUCUGUAGCCCGGGACUCAUGUACACCCACAAGGUCCAUCCUAAGCCACAUGCGAUCCCUGCUCUUACGAAGCCCAGUAAAAGCCGCAGACUGCAGUGCCUGGAGUAUGAGCAGCCUGUAGAGCAGAGGAAGAGGAGGCAGGGGGCUGCCAAAUUGCCGUCCGAUGUAGAGAUGUUCCAGGCCUCAUGUGCUCAGCGUCAGAGGUCAAAAGAGGCCUAUGUUCAGGCUCCAGGGAGCAUGCAGAUGGUCCGCAGUAUGAGUGCCAGGUCAGGCCAGUGGAUAGGACCUCAUCGCUCCUUCCAAUCCUCCGUGUCAACUAACUCUUUCCUCCACAAUCUAAAUGCCAGAUACCCUCCAGUGGCCUUCCCAAUGUCCAGCCACUACCCACCUAGAUGCGAGUCAGAGUACUCGGCCGAGUGCGCCUCACUGUUUCACUCUACCAUUGCUGAAAGCAGCGAGGGGGAGAUGAGCGAUAACACCACCAACCGCUUUGGAGAUAGCGAGUCCAGCCAGAGCUUCCAGUCGGACUCUGACAGCAGCGACGAGGAAGACCAGGCGGACAGCCAGGAGGAGAGAGGUCUGGUGUGGGCUGAGGCUGCUCUGGGGCCCACCGCAGCUGGACAGCCACUCCAGCAGCUCCCACGCCCGGAGCCAGCAGCCUGCCGCAUCAAAGCUUCCCGAGCCCUGAAGAAGAAGAUUCGUCGGUUCCAGCCUGCCUCGCUGAAGGUCAUGACCCUGGUCUAGCAAAGUUCCCUUUGGGCAGAGUGAGAACUGUUUGAAAAACACAGAGGGCUGUGGGAAAUGCUUUCCAAACUGUUUGCAAACCUGGUCUUUGAACUCAACACCAUUAAUCAUCACUGAGAACCAGCAAUUAAACCGGACUGCAUUUGUGCACUGAUUGUUUUGUUAAAACUAAAAAAAAAAGUCAAAUUUACAGUGGUUGAACCUGAAACUGUACAAAAUUGUGCAUUGUAUAAAAGCAUGUAUAACACAAUUAUUACACUUAAACUUAAUUUGUAAAUACUUAUGUUGCAAUUAAAGUUUCUCAUAGCAUGUGGCUGCAUUUGACAAUUUCAUGGACACUUCUGUUGUAUGUACCUGAGAAAUAAAACCAAUCUUUUUACAUUUCUUAUUGCAAA